UUCUUUGUGCAGUGUUUUGCUCCAAGCAUUCUCCGGCCAUUUCAGCUGAACUGGAUAAAUCCAAGAGAACUUUAUGUAUAUGAAAAGAGAUUGUACAUUUAACGGAAGGCAGGCUAGCAGAACUUUAUGCAGACAGAUGUCUGAGCAGCUGGGAGUCAAAAGGAAUGCAAGACAUCAAAGACAACUGACUGGAGCUAUGAUUAGCAGACGGCAGACUCCACUUGGACUACAUAAGCACUGUGAGAAGUGUUUCAACAAAUACUGCCAAGCUCCAGCAGAGCCUUCAGUCUCAUGUGUAGUGAUCAGCUGCCACUCUCACUGUGGUGCUGUCUUUCAUAUGUGCAAAGAAGAUGAUCAUAAACUCCUGUGUCCCCAGGAACAAGUUUCAUGCAUAAAUUCUGUUUAUGGCUGUCCUUUUACAAUGGCCCGUUUUAAAGUGGCAAAACAUCUCCAAGUUUGCCCCGCCAGCAUAGUUUCCUGUUCUAUGGAAUGGAACCGCUGGCCAUGUGCGGAUUCUGAAGCCAUUCUUCAUGAGAACAUUAUGAAGCAACAGUCCAAGGAUGAGUGCCUGGAUGUAGCCAUAGCUCUGAGAGAUCAGGCAGCUCUCUUUAAAGCACUCAAAAUGGCUGAGCUCUUCCCAGAAUGCAGAGGGGCUUGUACCCUGGAAGAAACAACAGAUGAUAUUGACUAUUUUGAAGAAAAAGCUGUUGGAGGAAUUGCUGAGCAGGGCACAACAAAUGAAGCUGAGGCAGUUGUGCUCACCCAGCAGGAACGUGAAAAUCUGGCAAAAAAUAAAGAAGGGGUGGAUUUGAUUGGUUACAAAAGCUGGGAAAAUAUGUUUAGUAAAGAAUUUAAAGCAUGCCAAGCAGCAGACCUGUCACCCAGCAAUACAAAAAAUGCAUCUGAAAGUGGAUCUCCACGUAAAGAACAUGCUUCUGGUAGCACUGUGGAAGCAGCCAGCGGUACAGAAGACACUGAAAAAAACAAAAUCCAUCAAAUCAAUUUAGCAGCUGAAAAAACAGGGUUGGCUCCUUGGCAAGAUGGAGUGCUAGAGAGGCUGAAGAAUGAGGUUCCUGUUGGGGAGUAUAACAUGUACUUGGUGCACCAUGGAAGGAUGCUCAUUCAUUUUGGUCAGAUGCCUGCUUGCACUCCCAGAGAAAAAGACUUUGUAUAUGGAAACCUGGAAGUUCAGGAACUGAAGACUGAGACCACCUUCAGACCGCCAGUUAGUUACUGUGGCAAAAGAGCAAAGCUUGGGGAUCCUUUGGCACAUAAAAAGCCAGGUAAGAGCAUAUCCCUGGAUACUUCAGAGUUGGACGUAGAUGUUGAGGAACUUCCCAAGUCAAAUACAAUAAAAUCUACACUGUUGUGCGCUCUUGAGAGGGAACUAAAAGGUCAUGAGAUAUCUAAAACAAAGUCCACUGAUGCCUUAUAUGUGGAUAUUGGGACUCAAACAUACAGCUUUGUUGCCCAACCUUUUUCUUCAAGAGCUGUUCUAGCAGAUAUUUUAGAUACAAAAGACCCACUGGAUCUCCAUCUGCAUCUCCAUAGUGAGAGUGUAACCCAAAGAUACAACAAAAGCAGCUCUGCAUUUACAUUCUCCUGCAACCACUUUUUUAGGAGAGAUGAGUUUUCUUCACAUUUCAAGAAUGUUCAUGCAGAUAUCCAGUCCUCCUUAGAUGGGUGGUUCCAGCGUCGCUGCCCACUUGCCUAUUUAGGAUGCACUUUUGUUCAAUAUCCUUGGCAUCCUUCUGGGCAAAAGACAAAUGUUAUCUACAAUCAGCACCUCAUGGCGUUUGCUGUUAAGCCAGAGAUUGAUCCUGUGCUCUCAGAAGCCAAGAAAAGUAACUUUAUAAGAAGUAGACAAAGAAAUGAAAGGAUUGCUCUAACUAAUCUUCCCUUGGAGAUUCUGAAGUACAUUGCUGGAUUUUUGGAUAGUGUUAGCUUGUCUCAACUGGCUCAGGUGUCAGUACAAAUGAGGGAUAUCUGUGCUACUCUGCUGCAUGAAAGAGGAAUGGUUUUUCUGCUAUGGAAAAAGAAAAGAUAUUCUCAUGGAAGAACAUCAUGGAGAGUCUGUGGAAAGAUCUGGAAAUUUAGCACUCUGUUCUCAACUAUCAAUAGGUGGCAACUCAGCAAUAUUCCAUCCAUAGCUGUACACUUGAAAACUUGCCCUUUUUAUGAAGUGGAACAUAAACAGGAUCCUAUUUUGCUUACUAGCAUGCUUUUACCUCAAGAACAAACAGAAGAGAAUUUGGUCUCCACAUUUAAACACAGACGUGGAUGUGGACCUGGUUCCAAGAAAUUUCAAGAAGACUGCACUGAUUUCUGAAAGCAUAUGUCAAAGCAUUUGGGAUUCUUCGAAAUGCAUUGCAUAGUCUGUUUUAAUAGGUCAACAAAGUAUUUUUUUUAUAGUUUGCUGAUUGUUCAGGAUGAUAUGUUGUGCUCUAAUUUUAUAAUUUUUGCUUCCUACACUGGCUCUAGAAGUUCUAGAGGACCUUUUUAUCUAUGAAUAUUAUUUACAAUAGUGCUAUUAUCUAUUUUUUCCUCUUUCCUACAGUUUUUUAAAAAUCUACUGCUGCUUAUUUUAUCUGGUUUAUUUAAAUUCUUAUUGCUGUUUUGGUCUAUGAUUGGACAUUUAAUAAAUAAAUGUCAAAAGAAUAUUAUUAAAAACAUUAAUUGUAUCAUUAAGUGUAUUUAAAACUAAACUAACCCAAUUGAAGGGCCAAAUGCACAUUGGAAUAAAAUUACUUUAGCUCUGAGGAGACGGUCUUCUAUAUAACAGCUUGAUAACAUUGCUCAGCAUGGAUUUCUCAAGAAGUCGUCUUGCUAAACUUUCCUUAUUUAAUUUUUUAUUAGAUUAUUUAUUUAACUGAUUGUGGGAAAUGGGGUAGACAUAUCUUUAUUUUUUACAUAAUGUAAAUAGAAUGAAGAAUCAAAUGGGGUGGGAUGCCAAAAGGUUCAAUUCUGGGCCUCUCUACCCAUUAAUAUUUUUACUAAAGACUUAGGUAAGAUAGUGGAAGGUAUCAAUAGAAGAUACUUGUAAUUUAGGGUUGAACUGUGGGGUCCUCUGAGCUUGGUGGUUUUCGUGCAGACAUUUCGUUACCAAACUAGGUAACAUCCUCAGUGCUAGUAGGGACUGCGGUUUGCUCUUAUUUUUAUAUAAGCUCAGAGAGCAUCAAAUAAGGAAUGCUUAUCAUAUCUAAAGAUCACACAAAAUUGUGUGGGAUACAUUAUAAUGGUGUAUUCCUUCAACUUUAGACACAUAUUAAAACUUAAUUGAAGGAAAGAAUAUUCAUUUGUUGGACAUUGGAUCCUCCCACCUCAUUAUUUUUAUCUUGUUGCUUAUUUUGUAUUUCAUGACCUUUGACAUCAGAGUCUACAUUUGCAGAGAUCAGGAGAUUGAGAAUUGGUUGAAGAGAAAUGGAAAACAAAAAACAAAAACAAGCAGAAAGCUCUGCAUAUUUUCUCCUGCCUCCCUUUUUUCUGGUUGCCUAAGUCCCAAAAUUUUUUGCUUUUCAGAUUUCCUACUUAGUUUUCUGAGUCCCUAAACUUUAUAUUUCCCAUUUUUUAUUAUUUUUCUGUUGAUUUACAUUCCCAAAAUUCAUCUCUCUCUCCCCAUUCAUUGCUUACUUGCCUAAUGGAUCCUAAUGCCUAAUGUGAUCCUUCAAAUUGUCCCUCUUGACUCAUCAAGAGUGGUGUCUAUAUUGUUGGGGGGACAAGGGAAUACAAUAGCUUUCUUCAAUGAAAGAAAGUCUAAACUGUUAUCCCAGAAUGCACUAACUUGUUACAAGCAAGAAGAUUCCUUUUAUGUUUUUUAUGAAUUUGGAUCUGGAUUUAAAAGUACUGUUUUAGUGUGUAUGUUUGAUAUUAAUUAUUCUUUAAUGCUGUUUAAUGCUCGAGAACUGCUUUUUUAGGAAAAUGUCCUUGUAAGUUAAGAUUGGACAACAGAUAAAUUAUCUAAAUAAAUACUUUAUGUGAUCA
Molecule: messenger RNA, 3981 nt
Organism: Pantherophis guttatus
Lineage: Eukaryota; Metazoa; Chordata; Lepidosauria; Squamata; Colubridae
Gene: FBXO40
Product: F-box protein 40
Cellular component (GO): cytoplasm
Molecular function (GO): zinc ion binding; protein binding; ubiquitin protein ligase activity
Source: RefSeq, a predicted model, not a curated record